Zootermopsis nevadensis is the source of this 973-nucleotide messenger RNA. It is a transcript of the gene ubl, whose product is annotated as Ubiquitin-like protein 5. The record is from RefSeq and is a predicted model, not a curated record. Gene Ontology annotation, molecular function: protein binding. Lineage: Eukaryota; Metazoa; Arthropoda; Insecta; Blattodea; Termopsidae. Gene Ontology annotation, biological process: protein modification process.
AUAUGUAUAAAAGUCGUCGGAGUUCGUUAUGUUGGUGUUGCUGCAUAUGUACUACACACGCUUCCGGGAUUUAUCACUGAAAGAAACGAUGCUGGAAGUAACUUGUAACGAUCGUCUGGGGAAGAAAGUUCGUGUUAAAUGUAACCCAGAUGAUACGAUUGGAGACUUGAAGAAAUUAAUCGCCGCACAAACGGGAACUAGAUGGGAGAAGAUUGUCUUGAAAAAAUGGUAUACAGUUUUCAAGGAUCAUAUUAAGCUACAGGAUUAUGAAAUACAUGAUGGAAUGAAUCUGGAGCUCUAUUACCAGUGAACAGAAGACACUUGUGUUGGGACAAGUCUGCAAACACACUUCUGUACUGCACUCAAGAAGUGAUUUAACAGAACAGUAAUCACUACGUUAUUAGUGAUGUCCGUGGACAUAAAGCACACUGUAUCUAAUCUCAGUAUUCACUCAAGUCACUUUAUAGUGAAUUUUAAUACCAUAUGUAAAUUUUCUCAUAUUAUCUUGCAUUUCCAUUUCAUUCCUCCCCAUAAAAGAAAAAAACGUUUCUGCACAAUUUCAGAACGUUUGCUUUUAAAAAUAUUAGUAUCCAGGUAUCAAUAAUUACACAUGAAUCAGUGUUACAUAUUUGGAAUAAAGAUAUUUUCUUAUUUCUGUGCCAUUUUCUGAUAUUUGUUUUUGCUGCAAACUCAUGGAAAUAUUCGCAACACUUAAUGUAAUUAGGAACACUGGAUUGAUAAAUGGCUGGUCUCUUCUGCUGCAUUUUGAUGGAUGUACAAGCAAGUUUAUUUUUCUGCAAUGUUCUGCUGAUUGCUCCAAUAUUGGUUCUGUAUUUUGAGCUUCACAAUUUGAAAUGGUGUUGUACAAAUUCAGUUUUUAAAGGUCAUGUCUCUGUUUUAAGAUUUCAUAUGUUACACAAACUUAUGUACAGAGAAUAAUAUUAAAAGAAAUAAACAAUUUCUAUAUUUGAAA